AUGAGUAUUCUCACAUUGCUCGAAGCGGCUCGCUAUCUAGAGUACAAGAGUGAAGCCAGUGCUCGAGGUGAGGAGCCUCAUGACUACACAACGUUCACCCAGCUAUCGUCUAGCGGAACCUCUAUCGGGAGUCCAACGACAGCCUCGUCGCCGUCUUCGAUUCCGGCAACGCCGACCUCAUCGAACAGCAAUGGCGGGACGACGAACAAUGUGUCUUCAAGCAAUGCUGGUGGUCGAUCGUCGCCCGUCGGCUUCAGCGCCGUAUUCAACCAAACUAAUACGUCAACGGCAGCGUCCACAACCGUCCAAACGGCAGCGUCGACGACGACUAGCAGCAGCGGAGGAUCUUCGUUGCGCGGGACUCCACCUCCGGUUUUGCCGUCGUCGUCUCCGGUGACCGCUCUAACGGCGGCUACGACUACCACGACGACUCAAGGGGCAUCGCCUAUCUCAGUCGGAGUCGGUGUCAUUCAGCAGGCCGGGGCGUACCGCCAACGGAGUGGCAGCGCAACAUCUCGUCACCGAACGGAUUCCUUGUCGUCACACGAUGAGAACAGUAGAGACCAAAAACAGAUGCGGAGGAUUGGGGGAGCGGGAACACGUGAGGUACAUAAUAAGUUGGAGAAGAAUCGGAGAGCUCAUCUGAAAGAGUGCUUCGAGAGUCUGAAGAAACAGUUGCCCAACAUUCAGGACGAUAAAAAGACCAGUAACCUCACCAUUCUCAGAUCAGCGUUGAGAUACAUCCAGAGUUUAAAGAAGAAAGAGCGAGAGUUUGAACAGCAGCUAGAGAAACUGGCGGGAGACAAGAUCAGCGCUCAGCACCGUUUGGCCAAUCUGCGGAAAGAUGGUUGCUCAGUUCUCCCGCUGGGGACGGAAAUCAUCGGUCCCGGACAUCUGCUCGAGCCUCGGAGGGCGCUUCUUGCAGCCACCAAUGAGUUGGUUGCCGCUGAAAGGCUCAUGAGUGAAAUGAAACGGAGAGGUAGCGUUUCUCCUGACAACGAAACGACAACUACGGCUUCCGAAUGCGGCAACCUGAGCGACUAUGAGGCGGAUGAAUUUGACCUUUUAUCGUCGAGUGCGACACAGCAUCACCAAAACGGGGCGAGCAGAAAAACUACGAUUGAAGCACGUGUCGAAGCUCGCGCCCCAAUCGUAGUCAGUACUAGCUCUGAAAUGCGUGUCAACGGCGUAAACCAUAACGCACAGCAGCAGCAGCAGCAGCAAACUUCGGAAGAUUGCAAACCAAUCACCAUUUCCGUUACAUCGGCCGCGUCGAACCCCAUCUAUCAACAAGCCACCAAAGGCCAGAUACACCAACAACAGCAGCAGCAACAACAACAGCAGCAGCAGCAAACACAACAAGCUACGCAGCAGCAACAGACGUCGCAAACGCAGCAGCAGCAACCGUCGCAGACGCAGCAGCAACAACAAUCGUUCCCGCAAGCUUUGUCGACUUCGCUCACUCCUCUGAUAAAAGCAGGACCUGGGCUCAUAGUUAGAGCGGCCAGAGAACAAGAUUAUCUCGACAUUAAGGCAAACACUUUCAACGCUGGCAAGAUCGACAAGACGGUGACCGCUGUCCAGGGAGAUCGAUCCUAUAGCGCUGGCGGCGGAUCGGUGAGCGGAGCGCCAGUGACAUUCAUAGAUUCCAAGGAGUACGCUAAAGUUGAAGUGACAGCGACGUCGUUGGUCCCGACGGCUACGCCAUGUGAACCUCCAAGAGCGAUUUUCACUCCAGGAAACCAGAAGACUAUUCUUCCGACGUAUCUCCCAAACACUGGCAAUCUUGCUACUCUUCUGCACGCGGCCAAUACCGUGAGCUACAUCAAAGGUGAGACGCGAGCCCGAUUCGCCCCGCAAUCUAAUGGCGAGGUGACAGUCUCGGUAUCGGCUUCCGGUCCCCAUGGCGGGGGUGGUCUCACAUCGAUUCCGUUGAUGUGCAAACCGGGAAGUGUCGUAAGGUUGGCUCCCAGCGGACACAUUGUACAACCUCUAACUUUGGUUCAGCAGAUCCCUCAACAGAAUGGUGGGCAGUCGACGCAAUUGGGAGGAGCUAAUAAGACGGGACCGGCCCCCACCUUGUUCCUGACACAAUCUGCAGGGUCUGGGCAGGUGCCAGGACAGUAUAAAGCGACGAAUCACGCAGCUCAGGCAACAACCAUGGCCACCGUAAUAACUCAGACGCCUCUCGCUACCGCUACGGCGGGCGGUCCAGGGGGCGCCGUCGUGGUCCCCCAGAACGGCCUCGUUACUGCCGGUGGCUUUAACCAGCUGGGAAAAGUACAGCUGAGCGGCACAACAACUCUUUCCAUAAAGCCGGUGAGCCAAUUCCCGAUAAUCUCGGGCCAACAGUUCAUAACGGCGUCUUCGCAAUCUCUGAAGCCCGUGGUUGUGGUUUCUGUACCGCAGACGUCGACGCAGUGAGGUUCAAAUCUCGGACUUGUGGAUAAAUGGGCUUCGACGUUCAGUGUAAUUCAUCGCCUCGACAAACAGGUUGACGGAACAUAGAGGAUCACAUUGAGUCAGACAAACAACAACAGAACAGACGAAACAGAUGAACAAUGACAAACAACAAGCAACCGAGCAGGUAGUAGAGAGAC
Messenger RNA from Galendromus occidentalis (western predatory mite), 2600 nucleotides. Its product is annotated as mucin-5AC. The record is from RefSeq and is a predicted model, not a curated record. The transcript has 13 exons. Gene Ontology annotation, molecular function: RNA polymerase II cis-regulatory region sequence-specific DNA binding; protein dimerization activity; DNA-binding transcription factor activity, RNA polymerase II-specific. Lineage: Eukaryota; Metazoa; Arthropoda; Arachnida; Mesostigmata; Phytoseiidae. The coding region runs from base 1 to 2424 and encodes 807 amino acids. Gene Ontology annotation, biological process: regulation of transcription by RNA polymerase II.